Messenger RNA from Drosophila ficusphila, 2251 nucleotides. RefSeq names its product trichohyalin. The record is from RefSeq and is a predicted model, not a curated record. NCBI's taxonomy places the organism in Eukaryota, Metazoa, Arthropoda, Insecta, Diptera, Drosophilidae. Bases 156 to 1856 code for a protein of 566 amino acids. The transcript is spliced from 2 exons.
UAUUUUGCGUAUAGAAGAUCUAUUUACUUAGGAACUCCAAGGCUACCAUCAACUUCCUCCCUUGACUACCAAACAAAACAAAGGCCAUGGAAACCCCACAACUUACAGAUGAAAUCAGUUAAACAAAACUCCAGUCAAUAAACAACCUUUGAACAAUGCAAUAUUGCUGGCUGCCUCAAGAACGCCGUGAACCAAUUGUACGGGAAAAGCCACCGGUGGUGCUCUCCAACAACAGAUUCCAGCGAAUCCGUGCAAAUGCCUUUCAGGAAGCCAAGAAGGAGAAGCUGCAUCAGCAGGAGCUGCGCAACCAGGCGGAUGAGAAACUGCGGAUUGGAGGCGAGGAGCUCCUUCGGAAAUUCGCUGGUAGGAAUUUGUGCAUUUCGAGGGAGGAGGAGUGUGCCCGUGAAUUAAAGCAGCUGGAGGAGCAGCACUUGGAGGCAAAGCGACUGGCGGAGGAGGAGACGAAGGCCUCUCGCCUGGAGCACCAGAAAACCAAGAAGGAACGCAUUGAGAAGGCCCAGAAACUUCUGGAGCAACUGCGUCCUGGUCCCCGAGAAUUACAAUGUGCCCGAUUGCAAAGUGAAGUCAUGCGAAGUGUCAAUGUUCAGAGGGAAGUUCAAGCGGAGUUUGACAAGGCCAAUCAGAAGCAGAAGGAACUGGACAGGAAGAUCUUCCAGGAACAAGUCCUUCGAGGAUUCGAGGAGGCUCAACAGCGCCACAAGGAGCAAUGCCAGCAGUUGGGAGAACACAAAAAGGAGUUAUUGAAGUUAAUUGAGGAGAGGGAAAAGGAAAGACAGGCCACCAAAGCCAGGGAGUUGGAGGAAGCCCUUGAAGAGCGUAGGCGCAACGAGCAGAUGUUAAAGGAUCAGCAGGAUAAGGAAAAGGAGCAGAUUGCCCAGAAGCAGCGCCAGAAGAGAGAGGCAGCUCUGGCCUCCCUGGCCAUGGCCGAGCAGAAGCAAAAGCGCCUUCUGAUGCUCGAGGAGGUGGAACAGGUGCAGUGCGAUGUCCACAACCAGGCCAAAGGUUAUUUGGAGAAACUCAAAAGGGACAGGGCCAAGGAGCGAGUGGAGCAACGCAUUCGGAGAAAUGAAAAACUGGCCCAAGAGUUGGCUCCUCGACUUCAUUACAGUGCUCGCGAGGAUGAGGAACGCCACCAGCGACAAUUGGAGGAAAUGCGGAAAAUCCACAGUGCCGAGCAGGCCAAAAAGAAACAAUUAAGGGAGCAGGCUAAAAACGCUCGUUUGGCCAUUCAAAAAGAGGAGGAGGAAUUGGCCAGAAAGAUAAGGGAACAGGCUGAAAAGGAUCGCCAGGAGGCAGUGAAGCUACGCCUUCAAAACGAUCUAACUAAUGUCAAAUUUAAACAGCAGCAGCGACAAGAUGAACUAAAUCGCAUUAGAGAACUCCGACGAGAACUCGAUGAACAGGUGAAAAAACGAGUUGAGGAGGAAACUCGACCAGGUACAAACUACAAUAGAGAAGCUCAAUUGGAGGAGCUACGCGAGGAUGCCUUUUUCUUUGACUAUGCUCGCCAGUUGAUGGACGAGGCCAAGAGCAAAGGAUGUCCUUUGAAGCCAUUCAUCCGCGCUGUUGGCCAGUACAAAAACGAUAAUCGCAUUGGAGCUGAGAUACGGAUUCCCCGCCAUAUGGUAACUCGAUUGCCGAUGGGCAGACGCACUCAAGGAGAUAGCAAGGCCGAGGGCAGGGAAAAGUCCUUGGAAAAACAGGAACCAAAUGCCGAGGAGCUGAGCAAAGAGGAACAGCUCCACAGGCAGAAGAUCGAGGAGAAUCUCAAAAAAAUCGAAGAGUUGGUGUUGCAGGAAGCCAAGGCAAAAAAUGAGUCAAAGGUUUCCAAAUAAAUUGAUUGGUUUUCAGAAAACAAGAAUUUAAAGCUAUACAAAUACAUUUUUAGAAAUUUUAUAUUUAUUUAUUUUAUUUAUUUCUAUUGAAGUUUAGCUUACAACUUUAACUACCCCCUGAGUGAUCAUUAAAUAACCUAAAGAAACCUCAAAAUAAAAUGGUUGAAAAUAAAACCCCCAACUUGACAUGAAUUGCGGUUAAGUAUGUAAGCUGUAACUCGAAGGCAAAGUAUUCGACUGAUAUCAAUUACAAUGGCAACACGAGGCUGCCAAUAAAAUGUAUUGAAUUGCAAUUAAAGGUGCGAAAUUUAAGUCGCCGGCGAUCGAUUUCCAAUGCCAUUACUCACUUCUCUGCCGAAUUCCGUCUUCGGGCUUCAAUUUCAUUUAACAAACUU